AAUUUCUUUUAAUUUUCUGUUGUGUAGUUCAUUGUGUAGCUUUUUUAUUGACCUACUGUGUUUUUCUCAGCAUCUAGUCCUCAUAAUAGUUUGCACAACAAGCUAGGUCAAGGGCUGCAAAGUGGGUCAGUGGUUAGCACUGUCGCCUACAACAGAUCCCCAGUUUGAGUCCCGGCCUGAGCCUGGCACCUUUCUGCAUGGAGUUUGCAUGUUCUCCCAGUGCAAGCGUGGGUUUUCUCCUCCCACAGUGCAAACCAUGAUGAGGUUAACUGAUAUUUCUAAAAUGUCUGUAGGUGUGAAUGUGAGUGUACUUGUUUGUAGCCCUGCGAUAGACUAGUGACCUGUCCAGGGUGUCCCGUGCCUUCACCUUAAGUCAGCUGGGAUAGACUCCAGUCCUUCUGCAACCCUUAUGAGGAUUAAGCAGUGUAUAGAUAAUGGAGGUAUGUGUUUAGAUCAAUCGGAAGAUCUCAAAAUCCCUACAGGCAAUGAAGUAACAGAGAGGUGACUAAUAUUUAUUUUAACUGAUCAGCUACAACAUUUAAACUGCUGACAGGUAAAGUAUUUGACAGUUAUCAUCAUGUUACAGUCCAAUGUUCUGCUGGGAAACCUCACCUAAACAUGAGACCUUAUUCUGCUGCUUGAACUUGCCAUCUCGGGCCACCUGGACCUUGCUGCAUGUUCUGACUGCAAAAUCCACUCCUGUUGAACUUCUUCCAAAGGCGUAUUUGGGAAGAAAAAAACAACCUAAGCCACAGUAGGUACGUCUGAGCGGCCCUGAAAAACAGCUUCGCAGAGCCUACUAUGUCCAGUAACUGCUAUUUGUUGUUGUUUUGGUACACUUAGAGGUAAUGUUGUGGUCGCAGUUGCUGGAUCAUACACUGCAAUGGUGGACACUGAUGAGGGGGCCAUUCAUGAAAAUGUUCCACCUCGUGCCUGCCCCAAGAUGGAAGAAUCACCUUCUGUUGCAGGCCAAGCAUGCCUGGCCAUGGCAAUGUUACUCCUGUUUUGGGUUAAUGUCUUUUGUUCACCAAGGCUGCAUGUAUAUAAGGAGCAUAUGUUAUAUUUUGAGCAAAAUAAGCCAUGAAACUUUUGCAUGUCAUCAUUAUAUGUCUUGCAAAAUUCAAAAUGAUGUCCACUCAAUCAUUUGAGUUUAGUAAUUAUGUGCAGUACAACCACUCCAAACACUGACUUCGAACUCUUAGUGUUUGUGCUUUCUAGUGAUUCAACCUUAUGUUAAUGAAUGACUGAUAGUAUGACAUUCACAGAUUCAGGUGUCUGCAAAUCUGUUAAGCUGAGAGGUCACCUAAAUAAUAAAUACAAUCAGACUUGCUUUUUCAAAUAUUGUUCACCCCUCCCUUUUUUAUUUGCAGAAUAUUUUCUAACACUGGCUUAGCAAGACUGCUUUUUGUUGCUGUAAAUGCACUCAGUCAGGUCUAAGCCCCCCUGAACAUGUCUGAGACCUUGGGAAUAAGUCCCUAUUCUUGGGUGACUGAGUUCAUAUGUCAAUGUGUUCUUGUGUUAGCAGAUUAUGCGACAAUAGGUCAAAUUCUCCUAGAAGCUUUAUAAAAAAAUUGCCUUUGUAUUUCAGCAAGUGCUUUAAGAGCUGCAGUCGCAAGGGGAAGUCGGCCAUAGAAAUCAAUCGUUAUUUUUUCUUGCAUGUAACGUAUCAUUGUGUUGAAGAUGCCACUUUUGAGAUCUAUGUCGACCAUUUAGAAAAUACCAUGCUGCAUUUUGGACAUGCAAAAAAAAAUUCACCUUUCAUUUGACUGUGUUAUUGAAGAUAUUCUUAGCUUUGAAACUAAAGAAAUUUAAUUGAAGAUGAAACACUACUUGCAUAUAUAUCACUGCCUGAGCUUGAAAACCAUAGACAUUAAUUCACAAAUGCACAUACACUCAGGUUUCUUCGCUACGUCCCGCAAAUUCCUCUCAUAAUUAGCUUGCCUUUCUCAUUUUAGCUGAGACACAUGUAAUCAAAGGGAUGCCUGGUUCAACAAAGCAGAGGCUCGACUUUUACCGCUGAAGUAUUUAAAGAAAUCUGUCAGGACAAUGGUAAUAAAUGUGUGCUCAGAAACUAAGGAUAAUAUCACAGUGUGAUAGCAAGUUCUCUGACAGGCAGAAACGUCUGCUAACAAGAGACAAAAGGGAAAAGACGGGGCAGAGCAGAAAGGGAAUGUUACUCACAAACACACACAUGUACAAGCACACAACUGCAGGGGUGUCGUAUAUCCUUAUCAAAGGGGCAUUGUACAGGAAGUCAGGCUUGGUGAGCUCACAGAGGAGGUGUUUGAAAGGUUUCUGUGUUUAAAAAAUCUGAUAUUUUGUUACUUCCUCAUGGGACUGCUGGAUGGCUACAUGAGCAACAAAUAUAACAAAAUGCAACAUUUAUCACAUGCGUUUCUUGUCAUUAAAAUGUCAGUCUCAAUUACUGUUUUCUCAUACAGUAAAAACAAUUUAUGUUAUUUUGUUGAUAUGGUAUGAAUAAUAAAAAAUAAGGCAAAUAGCAUCAGCCCAAAACAUUCUUCAUUUUUUUUCACUUCUUUUCUUGAACACUUCCAGCCUGAGCUCUGGUCAGUGGAUUUCAUUAACCCGAAGCUUUGCCAGGCUCUCUACCUUCUCGCUUUAACCCGUCCCCCCUUUCAUUCAUGACUUUCCAGAAUGUCCAAUCAGAUGUGGGAACCUCCCACCAACAGUGCGGGCUCAGUCUCAGGGAGGCAGAGGUUUUUAUUUGCAUCAGACAUUCCUGCACUCCUUCACUCAACCUGGUUUACCAUCAUUUGAAGGGUUCACAUCACUGCUCCUGGGAUUGUAAAAUAGCUGCUUUCAACUUUCAUGGAGCGUCACUGAGAUUGUUUUACUCCAAGCAGCAUCAGUUUAAAAUGGACAAAGGCAGCAUCAGGAAGAGGAAGGAGUCACAGAAUGGCUCCACCGACCACACUGAACACACCAAUGGCACGAAGAAUGCUAAGGACACGGUGCUCCAAAAAGAAGUUGGUCUGGUGAGCGGCAUUUGUCUGAUUGUGGGAACGAUGAUCGGUUCAGGCAUCUUCAUUUCUCCAAAGUCUGUUCUGCUGUAUUCUGGAGCUGUAGGACCCUGUCUCUUAAUCUGGGCUGCCUGUGGCGUGUUGGCCACAAUGGGAGCACUGUGCUACGCUGAACUGGGCACCAUGAUCACUAAAUCAGGGGCUGAGUAUUACUAUCUCAUGGAGGCCUUUGGCCCAAUUUUAGCCUACCUCUACUCCUGGACCACUGUAAUGGUGCUGAAGCCCUCCUCAUUCGCGAUCAUCACACUGAGCUUUGCAGAAUAUGCCUCCACUCCUUUCUACUCCGGCUGCACUCCUCCCCCUGUUGUUACCAAGUGUCUUGCAGCAGCAGCUAUUUUUCUAAUUGUUGGUAUCAACUGUUUGAGUGUCAAACUGGCACGCUACGUGCAGAACUUCUUUACUGCAGCCAAACUCUUAAUCAUUGUCAUCAUAGUGGUAGCUGGCAUCGUUCUGGUGGCACAAGGAAACACUCAGAAUUUGUCAAAUACCUUUGAUGGCGCAGCACCGUCUUUUGGAGCAAUUGGACUUGCAUUUUAUAAUGGGCUCUGGGCUUAUGAUGGAUGGAAUCAGCUGAAUUUUAUCACAGAGGAGUUAAAAGAUCCAUACAGGAACUUACCACGGGCCAUCAUCAUUGGGAUCCCUUUGGUUGCUGUGUGCUAUGUGUUGGUCAAUGUUUCUUACUUCACUGUCAUGACCACCACUGAGCUGCUGCAGUCUCAAGCUGUUGCUGUGACUUUUGGAGACAGAGUCCUUUACCCUGUGGCUUGGAUUAUUCCUCUCUUUGUUGUCUUCUCCACAUUUGGCACUGCCAAUGGAAGCUGCUUCACUGCUGGCAGACUGGCCUAUGUGGCUGCCAGAGAAGGUCACAUAGUGAAAAUCAUAUCCUAUAUUAAUGUAAAGCGCUACACUCCUUCCCCUGCUCUCUUGUUUAAUGGUAUUGUCACUGUUUUCUAUAUUAUUCCAGCAGACAUCAACACCCUCAUAAACUACUUUAGCUUUGCUCAGUGGGUGUUCUAUGGUCUGGCAGCGCUGUCUCUCAUAGUCAUGCGUUUCACCAGGAAGGACCUCCACAGACCAGUAAAGGUGCCCAUUGUCAUACCAGUCUUAAUGGUCUUGAUCUCGUGCUAUCUCGUCAUCGCCCCCAUCAUUGAUAAGCCAGAGCUGGAGUACCUCUACUGUACUAUCUUCAUUUUCAGUGGACUCAUCCUUUACUACCCUUUUGUCUACCGGAAAGUCAAGUGGGGACACAAACUCAUGAGGCCCAUCACUAUGCAUCUCCAGCUGCUAAUGGAAGCAGGUCCACCUGAUCACAUUGAAUGAGAAGAGACAACGAGAUCAGCUUCUACUGGAGUCCUCAUUCGUGACAGAUGUCCUGCACAGUUUUGGAAAGUGUGAGACAGAAAUAUUACUACUUAUGAUGAUAAUAAUAACUUUUUUAAUUGUCUUUUUCUUUUCUUUCUCUCUCUCUUUUUAUUUUUUUUACAAAGCACAUAUCAAAAAGCUUUUGCUGGUCAUAUAUCCCACUGUAAUUAUACAUAAGGUAUAAUUUAUGUAAGUGAAUUUUAUUUUUUUGAAGGCAGCAUGUUUCAGGAACCAUGGUCAUAACCUUUUAACAUCUUUGAGCUUUAACUUUGAAAGUGUAGUCCAGUAUCAAUCAGUCACUGGCUGCUUAAAGUGAGAAGAGCAGAGAGGAGCAAAGAUAGACUAAGGAUUAGUCCCUCAAUCAAAUGCUCACAGCUCCAAAACAAAACUGUAAGGUAUAUUGAAAAAAUCCUUUCACCAUGUGAAGCACAAUCAUAUUUUGAACAAGCUCAUGUCUUUUUAUGUAGAUACUGUGUAUUAUAUAGAUUUUGAUGCAGGCCAGAGAGACGAACUUUAUCUGAUUUUCAACCAAAACUUUAGGGCUCUAAUAUAAUACGAGUCAAUCACAGUUUUGGUUUGCACACUCUGUGCUCUGAGGUGAUUUAUGAAAACCAAAAACAGCAAUGUGACUGACACUGGGUGAAAGAAGACCAACAUUUAUACAUUUUAAUUAUAAAUUGUUCAUCCACAAGAGAAAUUGUGAGAAGGAGACAAGGUUAGCUGCACUUUACAAAAUGCUUCUGGUCAAAAUUUAGAGUCUAAUUGGCAGAAAAUUCUGGAUUUCCAAAAAAAUUCAUAAGACCUGGCUGUAAUAAAAAUAUCAAAACACAGAUUUAAACAAAUAAUAUUCAAAGCUUCAUGAGCUGUUUCAACUUUGAAUAAAGUUUCUAGUGUACCAGAAUGUAUAUCAAUGUACCAGAGCUACAGAGGUCCAAAGAUAGCCAAAAUUUGGCAGUUUGAGAACUGAUUUCCCACUCAUUUCACGGUGGAUUUUUAAUACAGUUUUUAAAAAUGAAUUUUGCAAAAAUUGUAUGACUAAUCACUACCAAAAGACAGUGCACACCAUUCCCGAUCAAGCCACAUAUUUUGAUGUACAAUUUGUGUGAGUUUUUUUUUUAAAGCUCUGAAAGAAGUUAUUUGUGGAAAAUCCUUUCUAUUUUCGUGCCUGUAAUCUAUAGGAAUAAGCCCAAGUAAUACCAAUAAGUAUGCUUUGAUGCUUUUGCAUUGGCACGCUUACUCAGAGUUUACUGCUGUUGAAAAGCUGCAUGACAAAAGUAAAAGUGCAUGCACUUUGUUCACGAACCUCUGUAACAAGAUAAGAUGAAAUCAUUUGAAAUUCUGGGCUCAGAAAUUAAACUUCUCAUCUCCUCUAUGGGAUAGAGGAGAGAAAUUACAACAUAUUAAAGAUCAGAGGAAGGAGUUUACUUGUAGACAUCACCAGCACCUGUCUUAAGCAAUCACUUCAAACACGUCUGAAUGUUGUAAGAUUGCCGGAAAUCACUUGAUGUUGAGCUGCAGUUAGAUCUAGAUACGCAUGAAUCUGCACUUGAGCAAAGGGACAUGGUAAACAUUUUAAAUGUGUGAAGGAAAGAAGCACAUAAAGGCGAGGAAGAUCAUGUAACAAGAUGUGGGAAUGCAUUUUUUGUUGUCGUUAUUGUUGUUGCUGCUCCUCAUGUGAACCAAAAAUAUUAGUGAUUCUUUAAUGAUGCCUGUGCAUUUUGUAACAGUGCUUUUUUUUUAGCCCCCUGGAUUAUGCAGUAAUGAUGCUGCAUUGUGUUUCUGUUUAUUAAAGAUAUUAAUCUCGGUCAGUGUGAAGUGUGUAUGGGAAAUAAACUGUUUGUGAU
This is a messenger RNA of Acanthochromis polyacanthus (spiny chromis), 6247 nucleotides long. It is a transcript of the gene slc7a9, whose product is annotated as solute carrier family 7 member 9. The record is from RefSeq and is a predicted model, not a curated record. The coding region runs from base 2643 to 4361 and encodes 572 amino acids. The transcript has 13 exons. Gene Ontology annotation, molecular function: L-amino acid transmembrane transporter activity. NCBI's taxonomy places the organism in Eukaryota, Metazoa, Chordata, Actinopteri, Pomacentridae. Gene Ontology annotation, biological process: amino acid transmembrane transport. Gene Ontology annotation, cellular component: membrane.